Molecule: messenger RNA, 2290 nt
Organism: Dipodomys ordii (Ord's kangaroo rat)
Lineage: Eukaryota; Metazoa; Chordata; Mammalia; Rodentia; Heteromyidae
Gene: Xiap
Product: X-linked inhibitor of apoptosis, E3 ubiquitin protein ligase
Exons: 7
Coding region: 145-1632 (495 amino acids)
Cellular component (GO): nucleus; cytoplasm
Source: RefSeq, a predicted model, not a curated record
GCCGGGCCCUGGCCUAAGAAUAGGACGGACGCUGCCCGGUGUCGUUUGGAGGCCCAGAAGUGGACGUACUUCGUUCCGGACACCGGCUUCUUUCAGGGGCACGGACCUGCUGGAAAAGUGGACAAGUCCUGUUUUCAAGAGAAGAUGACUAAUAAUUGUGAAGGAUCUAAAACUUGUAUACCUGCAGACAUCAAUAAGGAUGAAGAAUUUGUAGAAGAAUUUAAUAGAUUAAAAACUUUUGCAAAUUUUCCAAGCAGUAGUCCUGUGGCAGCAUCAACAUUAGCACGGGCAGGUUUUCUUUAUACUGGUGAAGGAGAUACUGUGCAGUGCUUUAGUUGUCAUGCAGCAGUAGAUAGAUGGCAGUAUGGAGACUCAGCAGUUGGAAGACAUAGGAAGGUAUCCCCAAAUUGCAGAUUUAUCAACGGCUUUUAUUUUGAAAGCAGUGCAGCACAAUCUUCAAAUCCUGGGGUCCAAAAUGGUCAGUACAAAGCUGAAAACUAUCUGGGAAGCAGAAAUCAUUUCACUCUAGACAGGCCUCCUGAAACUCAUGCAGACUAUCUUCUGAGAACUGGGCAGGUUGUAGAUAUUUCAGACACUAUAUACCCAAGGAACCCUUCCAUGUGUAGUGAAGAAGCCCGAUUAAAAUCAUUCCACAAUUGGCCAGACUAUGCCCACUUAACCCCCAGAGAGUUAGCCAGUGCUGGACUCUACUACACAGGUAUAGAUGACCAAGUGCAGUGUUUUUGUUGUGGUGGAAAACUGAAAAAUUGGGAACCCUGUGACCGUGCCUGGUCAGAGCACAGACGGCACUUUCCUAAUUGCUUCUUUGUUUUGGGCCGCAACGUUAAUGUUCGAAGUGAGUCUGAUGUAAGUUCUGAUAGAAAUUACCCCAAUUCAACACAUCUUCCAAGAAAUCCAGCCAUGGCCGAUUAUGAAGCACGGAUCAUUACUUUUGGAACGUGGAUAUACUCAGUUAACAAGGAGCAACUUGCAAGUGCUGGAUUUUAUGCUUUAGGUGAAGGUGAUAAAGUGAAGUGCUUUCACUGUGGAGGAGGGCUAACUGAUUGGAAGCCCAGUGAAGACCCUUGGGAACAACAUGCCAAGUGGUAUCCAGGCUGUAAAUAUUUAUUGGAAGAGAAGGGACAAGAAUAUAUAAACAAUAUUCAUUUAACCCAUUCAACUGAGGAGUCUCUGGUAAGAACUGCUGAAAAAACACCAUCACUAACUCAAAGAAUCGAUGAUACUAUCUUCCAGAAUCCUAUGGUACAGGAAGCUAUAAGAAUGGGAUUCAGUUUCAAGGAUAUUAAGAAAAUAAUGGAGGAAAAAAUUCAGACAUCUGGGAGCAACUAUAUAUCACUUGAAAUUCUGGUUGCAGAUCUAGUGAAUGCUCAGAAAGAUAAUACACAAGAUGAAUCAAGUCAGACGUCAUUGCAGAAAGAAAUUAGUACUGAAGAGCAGCUAAGGCGCCUGCAAGAAGAAAAACUUUGCAAAAUCUGCAUGGAUAGAAACAUUGCUGUAGUUUUUAUUCCUUGUGGACAUCUGGUCACUUGUAAACAAUGUGCUGAAGCAGUGGACAAAUGUCCCAUGUGCUACACAGUCAUUACUUUCAAGCAAAAAAUUUUUAUGUCUUAACCUAGCACCACAAUAGGCAUGUUUAUGUUCUUCUUAAGACCCUGAUUGAAUAUGUGAUGUGAAUGAACAUUAAGUAAUCAGUAUUGAAUUCAAUUUGCAUUUGCUACCAAGUGAAAACAAAUGUAAAUACCAUUAUUUUAAUUGGCAGUCUAAGCAUUGAAUAUCUGGAUUUUCAGGUUAUUUAACUGUAUCAUAUAUCCAGUUAUUUUUUAUUUUUAUUCAAUUGAAGCCCUAGAUUAAGAAGCAACUUAUUAUAGUUGAUCACAGUGUGUAUUUGUAGCACACUGGCUUAGUUUCUAUGAAUAAGUGAACUGAUCAUUUGAAUUUUUCGUUCAUUUCAGAGAAGUUUAACAAGUGGAGCAUUCUGUGUGAAUGUUGAGAUUAGUGCUAAUCUCCUCAAUCACAUAAGUUGUUCUGUGUGAAAAUGGAAUGAACUGUUCCACAUGUGUAGAAAGACAGACAUUAUCUUUAGAUGUUUGUCUUUAUGUUUUAGGAUAAUAUUUUCUUUUAAAAUUAUAAUCAUGUGUGUAAACAACUGGGGAGCAGUACUGUGGCUUGAACUCAGUGCUUUGUGUUUAACAGCAGGCAUUCGACCUCUUGAAUCAUGCCUCUAGCCCUUUUGCUCUAGUUGUUACUUGUUUUUUGUUUUUGAGAACUG